AUGGCAGAACUGCAGGGAACUCAGGUCAGCCAGGACGCCCUGGCCGUGGCUCAGCUAGAGCUCGGUGGGAAUCCCAAUGCUUUGGCGUUGCGUAGGCCAUUUGAUCCGGUGGCGCAUGAUCUAGACGCAACCUUCCGCCUUACGCGGUUCGCCGACCUAAAAGGAUGAGGGUGUAAAGUCCCUCAGGAGGUUCUUGGGAAACUCCUCGAGGGACUACAGGCCGACGAUGGUAGCGCUCAAGAUCAUGAGCAUGCCCACUUUAUGCACAUGGCCAUUCCACGCAUCGGUAUUGGUAUGGAUUCCUCCGUGACUCCACUGAGACACGGUGGGCUUAGUUUGGUUCAAACCACAGACUUCUUCUACCCAUUAGUGGAUGAUCCUUAUAUGAUGGGUAAAAUUGCAUGUGCUAAUGUUAUCAGCGAUUUAUACGCCAUGGGUGUUACGGAGUGUGACAAUAUGUUAAUGUUGCUGGGAGUCAGUACAAAAAUGACUGAGAAGGAACGGGAUGUUGUUGUUCCCCUAAUCAUGAGAGGGUUUAAAGAUUCUGCCUUGGAAGCUGGCACAACAGUGACAGGAGGUCAAACAGUUGUUAAUCCCUGGUGUACAAUAGGUGGUGUUGCUUCUACUGUCUGUCAGCCAAAUGAAUAUAUUGUCCCGGAUAAUGCAGUUGUUGGUGAUGUUCUUGUAUUAACAAAACCUCUUGGAACUCAAGUUGCUGUUAAUGCUCAUCAAUGGUUAGACCAACCAGACCGCUGGAAUAGAAUCAAACUUGUGGUAAAUGAAGACGAUGUCAGGAAAGCUUAUCAAAGGGCAAUGGAUAGCAUGGCUAGACUGAACAGAAUAGGAGCUAGACUGAUGCAUAAAUAUAAUGCACAUGGAGCAACAGAUGUCACAGGCUUCGGUCUUUUGGGACACGCGCAAAAUUUGGCCAAACACCAGAAAAAUGAAGUCUCUUUUGUUAUUCAUAAUUUACCUGUUAUUGCAAAAAUGGCAGCAGUAGCAAAGGCAUGUGGCAAUAUGUUCCAACUAUUGCAAGGUCAUUCUGCAGAGACCAGUGGUGGAUUGCUCAUUUGCCUACCUAGAGAACAGGCUGCAACGUAUUGCAAAGACAUCGAGAAACAAGAAGGAUAUCAAGCAUGGAUUAUUGGCAUCGUAGAGAAAGGAAACCGCACAGCUAGAAUAAUCGACAAACCACGAGUGAUAGAAGUUCCAGCUAAAGAGAAGGAUGGUGAGCUCUGGUAAAAGGAUUGAAAGUCUUCGCCUCCUUAUUCACCGAUAUGUAUUUAGAGAAUACCACGAUCAACGCGCAUUUACACAUGAAAAAAACUUCACAGGUUCAGAGCACUAAAGUGUAUACUAUAAUACAAAGUCUUUUUUCUCUAGAUACAAAAGUACUGAUGAAUACAUUUCAUAGCAGUAUGAUAUUUUUGUUUUGUGGGUUAACGACGUGAUAUAUAACAUUAAUGACUCCUAAUUUUGUGUUAUCUUUGUCGAAGUUGAAUGAGGAUAUAAUUCUCUGCCUUUUUUUUAUAAUAUUUGUCAAAAGUUUAAAAAAAAACAUCCGUAAUACGUUCUUGGUUGUCUUCCGGACAACGAUGAACAAUUA
Nomia melanderi (Alkali bee) is the source of this 1606-nucleotide messenger RNA. RefSeq names its product inactive selenide, water dikinase (gene Sps1). Gene Ontology annotation, biological process: L-selenocysteine biosynthetic process. The record is from RefSeq and is a predicted model, not a curated record. Gene Ontology annotation, cellular component: cytoplasm. Lineage: Eukaryota; Metazoa; Arthropoda; Insecta; Hymenoptera; Halictidae. Gene Ontology annotation, molecular function: selenide, water dikinase activity; ATP binding.